AUGUCGACAGCAACGAAUCCGGACCCGGGCCUAAGCGCCCCGGCCUUCAUCCCGCUCGAGGCGAACCCAGAGCUGAUGACGUCUCUCCUGCGAAAGCUCGGUCUAAGCAGCGCGCUCCAAGUCCACGACGUCUACAGCAUCACAGAGCCCGAGCUGCUCGCAUUCAUCCCGCGGCCCGCGCUGGCGCUGCUCCUCGUGUUCCCCGUGAGCGCGACCUACGAGUCUUCUCGGCUGGCCGAGGACGCCGGCGUGCCCGAGUAUACGGGGAAGGGACCUGACGAGCCCGUCGUGUGGUGGAAGCAGACGAUCCGGAAUGCAUGUGGACUGAUGGGUCUGCUCCACGCUGUGUCGAAUGGUCCAGCUAGGGGCUUCAUCGAACAAGACACGCCGCUCUCAACCCUUCUCUCGCAAUCCAUCACCCUCGCACCCGGCGAGCGCUCCGCCCUCCUAGAGAAGACGCCAGCCCUCGCAUCCGCGCACCAAGAGGCCGCGAGCCAAGGACAGACCGUCGCGCCCGACGCCCAGGACGACGUGGACCUGCACUACGUGUGCUUCGUGAAGACAGACGACGGCACGCUAUGGGAGCUCGAUGGCCGGCGCAAGGGUCCCAUAGCGCGGGGCCAGCUGGCUGCCGACGAGGACGUCCUCUCCGACAAGGCUCUGUUAUGGGGUCCCCUGAAGUUCCUCGAGCGCGGGGGCGGAGACAUGCGGUUCUCGUGUGUCGCGCUCGCAGGGUCGCUGGAUUAA
This is a messenger RNA of Xylaria bambusicola, 747 nucleotides long. Its product is annotated as putative ubiquitin carboxyl-terminal hydrolase. The record is from RefSeq and is a predicted model, not a curated record. Gene Ontology annotation, biological process: ubiquitin-dependent protein catabolic process; protein deubiquitination. The transcript has 2 exons. Gene Ontology annotation, cellular component: cytoplasm. Gene Ontology annotation, molecular function: cysteine-type deubiquitinase activity. Bases 1 to 747 code for a protein of 248 amino acids. NCBI's taxonomy places the organism in Eukaryota, Fungi, Ascomycota, Sordariomycetes, Xylariales, Xylariaceae.